Molecule: messenger RNA, 3652 nt
Organism: Lethenteron reissneri (Far Eastern brook lamprey)
Lineage: Eukaryota; Metazoa; Chordata; Hyperoartia; Petromyzontiformes; Petromyzontidae
Gene: DCAF5
Product: DDB1 and CUL4 associated factor 5
Biological process (GO): negative regulation of fatty acid biosynthetic process
Cellular component (GO): Cul4-RING E3 ubiquitin ligase complex; cytoplasm
Molecular function (GO): protein binding
Source: RefSeq, a predicted model, not a curated record
CUUCCGGGGCACGGCAGGGCCCCUCACACCGGGCCGAGGAGGCGAGCGGUGGUGGUGGUGGUGGCCCGACAGACGCGGCACGAACUCGUCAACACAAAAUACACAUUUAUAUAUUAAACGCACAACACAUAUAUUACACAACACUAUAUUUAUAUAUUACACACACAACACGCGAAAUCGCCAUUGUUAAAUCAAAAAACCUACCGCCGUUACCAGCAGCAGCAGCGGCAGUAGCAGCAUCACGGCGGCAGGGCCGAGAGGCGGAGGAGGAGGAGGAGGAGGCGUCGUUGUCGUGGUCGUCUCGGUCGUCGUGGUCGUCUCGGUCGUCUCGUGCCGCCCAUGAGGGGCGAUGCUCGACGCCGUUCGCUUCGUGGAGCGGCGGCGCAGGGCGCGCGGCUCCGAGGCGACGGCGCUGCGCCGCGGGCUGCAGGCGGCGCGCCUCGCCACGGCCCGCGGACUCUUCCACCGCGAACUGCGCGGACACUUCGGCUGCGUCAACGCCGUCGAGUUCUCGUGCGGGGCUGGAUCGUGGCUCGUGUCAGGUGGAGAUGACCGGCGCGUGCUGCUCUGGGAUGUGGAGCGAGCGGUGCACGGCAUGGGCCAGCCCGUGCCCAUGACCGGGGAGCAUCACUCGAACAUCUUCUGCCUGGCCUUCACCUCUGACAACAAACGCAUCUUCUCAGCCGGCAACGACGAACAGGUCAUCCUCCACGACGCCGAGAGGGGCGACACGGUGGACGUGUUUCCGCACGAGGAGGCCGUCUACGGCCUCUCGGUGAGCCCCGACAACGACUGCGUCUUCGCCAGCUCCUCCGACGAGGGCCGCGUGCUCAUCUGGGACACGCGGAUCUCCCACCACGAGGAGCCGUUCUGCCUGGCGAACUACCGCUCGCCGUUCCACGGGGUGAUGUUCAACCCCGUGGAGUCGCGCCUCGUCGCCACCGCCAACUCCAAGGAGGGCGUGGGGCUGUGGGACGUGCGCAAGCCUCGCAGCUGCCUGUGGAGCUACGGUGGCGACGGCGGCCCCGCCAGCGCCAUGAGCGUUCGCUUCGACGCGAGCGGCGCCCGCCUGGUGGCGCUGCGGCGCCGCCUGCCGCCCGUGCUGCUGGACGUGCGCCACACGCAGCCGCUGUGCCACUUCCAGCACCCCGGCUACUACAACUCGUGCACCAUGAAGAGCUGCUGCUUCGCAGGCGACCGCGAUCAGUACGUGUUGUCGGGGUCGGACGACUUCAACCUCUACAUGUGGCGGAUCCCCGACGAGCCCAUCCAAGAGGCCGAGCGGACGGUGCCGCGGGCCUUCUUGGUGCUGAAGGGCCACCGCUCGAUCGUCAACCAGGUCCGCUUCAACAACAACACGCACAUGCUGUGCUCCUCCGGGGUCGAGAAGGUCAUCAAGGUUUGGUCCCCGUUCGUGCAGCCCGGUUCCCGCGGCGACCUGUCUGGCGAGGCGCAGGAGCCGCGCCGGGCCAUGUACACGCACGAGGAGUACAUCGGCCUGGUGCUGUCGAGCGGCUCGGCGCUCUCGCACGACUACGGGCAGCAGUCGCUGGACGAGGACCCGCGCAUGAUGGCCUUCUUCGACUCGCUGGUGCAGCGCGAGGUGGACGGCUGGAGCUCGGCGUCCGACAGCGACGCCAGCCCCGGGGCGCUCGCCUGGGUGCCACGCGGCGGCGGCGGCGGUGGUGCCGCGGCGGGGGCCGAGCGGAGCCCCCUGACGGGGGUGCUGAUGCCGCUGGACGAGUGGGAGCGCCAGCCUCGCGAUCCGCGGCCCCUGCAUCCUCCCCGCAUCCCUCGCGGCGCGGCUCCCUCGGCCGCCGCCCCUCGCGGAGCCGCCGCCGCCGCCGCCAGCAGCAGCAACAACGACGACGGCGCCGCCGGCGGCACCGACAACAACAACAACGACGCCAGCAGCAGCGGCGGCAACGGGAGAGGCGGCACGCGGCAGCGGUGGCGGCGGCGCCGCGCCGCGGACGUUUCGCCGGACACGUCGGACGGCGACGGCAAUGGCGGCGGCGGCGGCGGCGGGGAGCGCCGCCCGCCUGACGCCGACCAAAAUGACGACGACGACGACGGAAAGAAAAACGGAGGCGGCGACGGAGCGGGAGAGAGCAGCGAGAGCGGCGAGGACCGGCGAGCCAGCAUGCGCCGGCGCAACGCGGCACGCACGCGCGCCCGCAAGCAGAGGAGCCGCCGGCACCCACCGGACGGGGAGGCGGCCCCCGCCGCCGCCUGCGAACCGCCGACGACGUCGAGGACGACGGCGCCGACGACGUCGAGGACUGCGUCGCCGUCGUCGUCCUCGUUGUCGUCCGAGGGGGGCGGCGACGGCGCGGGGCCGGCGGCGUCGUCGUCAUCCGACACGAGCGCCCGCUUUGGUGACGGCGCCGCGGAAGCCCGCAAGGUGUUCCGCGUCUACAACAAGAUCUGCAACAGCUACAGGAGGCACCUGCGCAAGGGGCGGCAGCAGCAGCCGCAGCAGCGGGAGGAGGAGGAGGAGGAGCGGCGUGCGGUCGCGGGUGACGCGGAGGAGGACGGCGCCGGAGAAUGGAUUUUGAUCAGAGGCCCGUACCACGACGACGACGACGUUGACGACGACGUUGACGACGACGUUGACGACGACGACGUCGACGUUGGGUCCAACAGGCCGGCCCGACAGACGCCCACGUGCAGCUGGCUCACGGACGAGGAGGAGGAGGAGGGGGGCGGCGAUGCCGGUGGCAGCGCCGCGAGCGGGAAAAGGCGAGCGAUGGACAAAGCCUCGUCGUCGGCGUCGUCGAUGUCGUCCUCGUCGUCCGGUUUCGACGAGGCGAGGGGCGCCACGUCCAGACGUCGCCGACUGGCGAACGGCAAAGCACCGGCGCCGGCCUCGUCGUCGUCGUCGUCCUCGGCGGCGUCGUCGCGGGCCUCGACCUCGUCGUCCCCGACAUCGUCGCGGGCCUCGACCUCCUCGUCACACUCUUCAUCAUCCGGGGACGGGCGCCGGCAUUGCCGCCGCGGCCGCCAUUGCCGCCGGGUGACGGAGAGCGACGAGGAGGAGGAGGGGGAGACGAAGAGGAACGGUGACUUUGGGGCCCGCGGCGACUCCGGAGGCGGCGGCGCCACCGCCGCGGCCGCUGCCCGGGCGUCCAAACGACGGCACGAGGAGGAGGAGGAGACGGACGCGGGCGAGGAGGUGGUUGAGGAGGUGGGCAAUGACAAGGAGGCGGCAUCGCCCAAGCCGGGCGGAAAGAGAAAGCAGAAGAGGCAGCGCUGACGGGGGAACCGAGACGGGAGCGGCAGCGGCGGUGGCUUCGCUCCUCACCGAGCGCUUUCUGGGUCGCGGGUCGGUGAGCGGAGCAGGCGGCCGUGGCCGCAGCGAGAGGAGGAGGUCUGCUGGACUGGUGUGCUGGACGUGGUGGGCUGGACUGGUGUGCUGGACGUGGUGUGCUGGACUGGUGUGCUGGACUGGUGUGCUGGACGUGGUGUGCUGGACUGGUGUGCUGGACUGGUGUGCUGGACUGGUGUGCUGGACUGGUGUGGUGGACUGGUCUGCUGAACUGGUGUGCUGGACUGGUGUGCUGGACUGGUGUGCUGGACUGGUCUGCUGGACUGGUGUGCUGGACGUGGUGUGCUGGACUGGUGUGCUGGACUGGUGUGGUGGACUGGUCUG